Molecule: messenger RNA, 951 nt
Organism: Hevea brasiliensis (rubber tree)
Lineage: Eukaryota; Viridiplantae; Streptophyta; Magnoliopsida; Malpighiales; Euphorbiaceae
Exons: 2
Coding region: 64-870 (268 amino acids)
Source: RefSeq, a predicted model, not a curated record
UACAUCUUGUUGAAUUGUAUAGAAGUAAAACCGUACAUUGACAUUUUUGUUAAUGAGUUACACAUGGCCAAUCCAAAUAUCAAUGAUAAACAAGUUGAUGAGAAACUAGAGCGUGAAUUUGAUAAGUGGUUCAAUAAAUAUGUUCACAAUCCCUCCAACAAUAUAUCAAGCCAGUUUUUAAAGGAUCUAUCAAAGGGUCCAUUAAGAAGUGUUAUGUGCUACAAUAGUUAUGUAGUUAAUGGUUAUAAAUUUCACACUAAAGGUUAUGGUUCGCAUAGGGCAACGAUGAACAGUGGGGUAUGUAUCAAGGGGACUAAUUACAGUACUAAUGAAAGUGACUACUAUGGACAAUUAAUUGAAGUGCUACGAUUGGAGUACCCUGGAUUACCAAUCAAAAGAACUGUAUUGUUUAAAUGUGAUUGGUUUGAUCCAACACCAAAUGUGGGAACAAAGAUUCAUCCAAAAUAUAAACUUGUGGAUAUUAAUCAUAAAAGAUCCUUCAAUAGGUAUGAACCAUUUGUUCUUGCUAUCCAAGCUGCUCAGGUGAAUUAUUCCAUAUAUCCAAGCUUAAAACGUGACAAGGAUGAUUGGUGGGCUGUGUUCAAAAUCAAAGCGAGAUCUGUUAUUGAUCUUCCUGAGCAAGUGAAUGUCACAACCCCCCCUGCACGGGAAGAACCAUUUCAAGAAGAUGAAAUGGAAGUCCCUUUGAUUCAAAUUGACGAUGAUGAUGAUCAACAACAAUACUUGAAUGAUCAAAACGGUGUACUAGUUGAAAUUAAUGAAGAGGAUGUUGAAGAUGAAGAAGAGCUUGAAUUGGACUCAGAAAGUGAUGAGGAAUGCGAUGAUGUAUAUGAUAGUGAUACUAAUUAGAAUUAGGUAUUUCUCUUAAUGAAUUUAUAUUUCUAAACUUGAAGUAUAAACUCUAACUAAUUUCAUCUGUAUUAUGUAUCA